AUGAAUAUUGUUCUCUUCACGGUUCUGUUAGCCAUCUACUGUUCAACUGCGAACGUCAUCUUGCGAUAUUCAAACAGUGCCGAUGAGUUCUCCCAGAAGAAUGCUCGUGUGGUCAAUUACGGUAUUAGCAAGCACUCCCUUUUCGAAAGAAAGCUCAACAGCCGUGACGGUCGUUCGAAAUGCAGUGCGCCCAAGAGAGGCCCCGGCAUCGCAGAGAGGAGUCUGGUGGUCUCCUUCGACAACUCUACCAUCGACCGACGCAUGAAACUACCCACACCUGAGAACAUAGCCAAAUAUAUCAGGGAUGAGACUAAUGAAGCCGAGCCAGUAGUUUGGGGCGUGAGGGAUACAAAUGCGGCGAAGACUGAGUACGACGUCAACACCUCGUUAUUCGAGGAAUACAAAUUCUACCAGAAUGAUGAUGGCUUGAGUCUUAGUGCUACGCAUUUGACAGGAUGUACUAUGCUGGCUAUCAUCAGCCGCAAGGGUAUAUGGAUCGGGCAUUUCUGGGAGAAUAUAGCGUUCUCUAUAGACAAAACUAAUCAGUUUUGGGAAAGAUAUAAGAAAGACCAAGACAAGAUUUUCGAGGAAACGGUCAUCAAGGGCAUGAGAAACGGUAAAGGAAGUGGCGAAAACAAACAACAAGACUCUUUGCGGCUAGCUGCACCUAAGCUCGACGACGACCACAUCAAGGCAUAUCUCGUUCAUCCGUCUUCAAACUGGGAAGAAAACGGUGACUACCGUGGGUACUGGGACCGGAUGAAGGCCGAAGCAGUUACUCACAUCCCAAAGCUUGGUCAAUCAGAUCGGUGGGUAGAACAGGCAUAUGUGCCCACAUCCAACAAACGCACACUAAGAUAUACACCGCGUGGGACAUUGCUGUUCAAAUACGACGCGAAACAUCGCUCAGAAACGUCAUCUGAAGGUGCAUCGGGCACACAACAACUGGCCAUGUUGUGGAGCGAGACCACGGAGUUGCACAGAGAUGCCUGGUAG
Messenger RNA from Alternaria burnsii, 996 nucleotides. RefSeq lists its product as uncharacterized. Lineage: Eukaryota; Fungi; Ascomycota; Dothideomycetes; Pleosporales; Pleosporaceae. The record is from RefSeq and is a predicted model, not a curated record. Bases 1 to 996 code for a protein of 331 amino acids. The transcript has 2 exons.